Etheostoma cragini (Arkansas darter) is the source of this 1158-nucleotide messenger RNA. Its product is annotated as potassium voltage-gated channel subfamily H member 1-like. The transcript has 3 exons. The record is from RefSeq and is a predicted model, not a curated record. Gene Ontology annotation, biological process: potassium ion transmembrane transport; regulation of membrane potential. NCBI's taxonomy places the organism in Eukaryota, Metazoa, Chordata, Actinopteri, Perciformes, Percidae. Gene Ontology annotation, cellular component: membrane. Gene Ontology annotation, molecular function: delayed rectifier potassium channel activity. The annotation marks the transcript as partial.
GUUCUCCAGCUGGGCUCGGACAUCUUGCCUCAGUACAAACAGGAGACCCCGAAGACGCCCCCCCACAUCAUCCUGCACUACUGUCUCUUUAAGACCACCUGGGACUGGGUGAUCCUGAUCCUGACCUUCUACACCGCCAUCAUGGUCCCCUACAACGUGUCCUUCAAGACCAAGCAGAACAACGUGUCCUGGCUGGUGGUGGACAGCAUCGUGGACGUCAUCUUCCUGGUGGACAUCGUCCUGAACUUCCACACGACCUUCGUGGGCCCGGGUGGGGAGGUCAUCUCCGACCCCCAGCUCAUCCGCAUGAACUACGUCAAGACCUGGUUCGUGAUCGACCUGCUGUCCUGCCUGCCCUACGACGUCAUCAACGCCUUCGAGAACGUCGACGAGGGCAUCAGCAGCCUGUUCAGCUCCCUGAAGGUGGUGCGUCUGCUGCGUCUGGGCCGCGUGGCGAGGAAGCUGGACCACUACAUCGAGUACGGCGCGGCGGUCCUGCUGCUGCUGGUCUGCGUCUUCGGACUGGCGGCCCACUGGCUCGCCUGCAUCUGGUUCAGCAUCGGGGACUACGAGGUGAUGGACGGGGACGGCGGCGGCGUGCGCACGGACAGCUGGCUGUUCCUGCUGGGCGAGAUGGUGGGCACGCCCUACAGGUUCAACGCCUCGGGCUCGGGCCGCUGGGAGGGGGGGCCCAGCAAGGACUCGGUCUACAUCACGGCCCUGUACUUCACCAUGACCAGCCUCACCAGCAUCGGCUUCGGAAACAUCGCCCCCAACACGGACGGGGAGAAGGUCUUCGCCGUCGCCAUGAUGAUGAUCGGAUACCGAUGCUACCAACGGGCCGAUGCUACCAAUGGCUCGACGCUACCAACGGACCGACGGACCGACGCUACCAACGGCCCAAUGCUACCAACGGGCCGAUGCUACCAACGGCUCGACGCUACCAACGGACCGACGCUACCAAUAGGCCGAUGCUACCAACGGCCCGACGCUACCAACGGCCCGAUCCUACCAUCGACCCGACGCUACCAACGGACCGACGCUACCAACGGACCGAUGCUACCAACAGACCGACGCUACCAACGGCCCGAUGCUACCAACGGGAGCUUUUCUAGUCUCAAAAUCACAACUCUGUCCAUUAAAUCAACGAAGCGAUGA